Messenger RNA from Coprinopsis cinerea okayama7#130, 813 nucleotides. RefSeq lists its product as hypothetical. The record is from RefSeq and is a predicted model, not a curated record. The transcript has 3 exons. Lineage: Eukaryota; Fungi; Basidiomycota; Agaricomycetes; Agaricales; Psathyrellaceae. Bases 1 to 813 code for a protein of 270 amino acids.
AUGAAUUCCCGAAACGACGUCUCUGUUCGUCUUCUCCAUAGUCUCCAAGAUUUCUGGAGCAUCCUACUCCCUCCGACCGUUCAUCCAGGGAAGCCUAUGUGCAAGACAGGUUACUUGUUAGCGAAGAAGGCGGCCAGGGAGGAGAGUGGCAUGACAGGUACUGGGGACAUCGACGACGACAGGUAUCUUGCCAUACGUGGGUACGGAGUAGGAAGAGCGACCAAAGUUGAAGAAAACCAAGACGUUGAACGGGCUGUUGUCAUCGCCGGCGACCUAUUGAAGCCUUACGAUUACCAUUACGACGUACUUGAGCUGGUGUCGUUCUUCACGCCUACGCUCGCAUGUCUUCUCGAAGUCCGCCUUCCCAAGGAGUAUGAGGAUGGUCCAUCCGAGGAAACCGAGACGCCGUCAGCAGAAGAGGUCAUCUUCUGGGCUCGUGUCGAGAGAAUCCUCCACAUGUACUUGACAGAGCAGCUGGUUGGCCCCAAGUCUUCUUAUGAGGAUCGAAUGGCGUUCUACAAGUCGAAGCUCAAGAGCGGUGCCCGGAUGAUGGUAUUUGCUGGAGGGAUUCUAAGCUCGUAUAGACGGAGGUCGAUGGAAGAGGACACCUCAUUCAUCCCACACUAUCGACAUAAGAAGUUCAUCGAUCACUGGAUCCAAGAUAGGCAGUGGCGCUUGGCGAAGCGCCGUGAAGAAGUCCGUCUGCGCCUAAACUGGCACUCCUAUGCUGCCUCCAUAGGAGGUAGUCAGGUCCCCUCGUGUGGCAACCGUUCCUGUGCCUGUGUUGAGAAUAUCGGUAAAACUCGUUACUAA